AUCACCGGAAGUACGUCCAACAACAAAAAUCUGAAACCGAAAAACAAAUCGAUGUCAAUUUAAUCCACAUUUUAGGACACUAACCUAUAAAUAAUGUAGACUGUACUUCAUUAAUUGAAAAUGAAGUAACAUUGACUGCAAUGACCACUGUAAAUAAUGUACAAGGUGCACACAUUUCACCUUGGAGACGAUGCGGGUUGUGUUUGGUAGACUUUAAAUCUUCCAAAGACUUUUGUCGUCAUUUGCGUCAAAGCCAUUGUACAAAAGAAGGAGGAUCAUAUGUUUGUAGAUAUGGAGCAAAUAAUAUAUGUCCAUCACUACCUUUAGAGGGUGUCAGUGAUAUGGACUACGAAAAUCAUAUAACAAGAGACCAUGCAGGAAAGCACUUGCAUGCACAUGGUAGGAAUAGAAGUCUUGAACAUAAUGAAGCCUCACCACCUCCUUCAGCAACAGAUAACGCUCCAUCAGUUGUACAGGAUCAGUUAAGAUGGACAGUAUACAAUGCUACAGUUAACUUACCAGCAGCAUUAAAUGACCCCAAUAGAACAAAGAGAGAGACUGAUUUCUUCACUAAAACCUGGGGCCAAGAUUUUUAUGAGCAUUCACAUAUUCCACAAUCAUCUUAUAUACCAGAUAUCAAUAGAAAAUAUUUUGAGAAAUAUAAAAAUAGGAUUUCAAAACGAUACAAGAAGUACAUCAGAAGUACAAGUAAUUCUGAUUCUGUUAGUGGAGAAACAUACCUCCAUCAGUUAGAAAAAAGUAGAUCAGAAUUGCAAGAAAUUCCAAAGCUUUACCUGUUACAGAAUUUUGAUUUGGAGCACACAGAUACAUUUAAUUCUGUGUUUCCGUGGUCUAUGAUUGAAGAUUCUAAAAAGUCUUCACCUGGGCAUCAGUCUUCAAAGUUACUGCAAGAAAAGCUAAGUCAUUAUUUAGAUAUAAUAGAAGUUCAUAUAGCCAGACAGAUAUCUACUAAGUCUGAUGCAUUCUUCCAAGCUAUGUCAUCUCAUGAUAAACUACAGGAAGAUAUGAUGAAAACAUGUCAGUCUAUCAAACAACUCAGGCAUAAAGUACAGCAGAUUGAUGAAGUGUUAGCCAAAGGAUCACUUAAAGUAAUUAAAUUACAGCAGGCAAGACGUAAUCAUAUAAAUUUGUAUGAUAAGUUGAAGAUGAUGGCUACAGUACACCAAACCCAGCCUACAAUCCAGUUAUUGUUAUCUACUAAUGAGUUUGUAGGAGCCUUAGAUUUAAUAUCCACUACACAAGAAGUGCUAUCACAAGAACUUCCUGGGGUCCAUAGUUUUAGGCAUUUGGGAUCACAGUUAGCAGAAAUGGAAAAUCUUAUAGAGAAAAUGUUACAAGAAGACUUUGCUAAAUGUAUAUCAUCAGAUUUAAAUAGACCAGUCACAGAUACCAUUCCAUUGUUAGAGGAGGAAAAGUUAGUGUCUUUAGUAUUUGGUAUGAUUAGGAAAGACAAGUUUAAUUUUGUUGACAUGUAUAGAGAAGAGGCCUUUACAGCUAUCAGAGCCUGUGUAAAACAGACUGUGGUAGAAGCUGUUUCAGAGGCAGAUAAUGUAGAAACUUCAGAUGACAAUGUUACUAGUCUUGGAGACCAAAUGAGAAUGCUGGAUUAUAAACAGUGGAUGGAGUUACUCUGUAAAAUAUUCUCUAAUCUCCUUAUACUGUUAAAGAGAGGACAGACAUUCCAAGGUGUGAUAGGUGAUGUGAUAGGGAUCACAGCUGGUAGAACCAAGGCCCCUAGUCCUGUCUCAACUCCCACAGAAGAUAAAGAAUGUACCCUAGAGGAACCUUCACAUCUGCAUGUUUCUGUGAGUGAGGAUGCAGCAGAUAUGUUGAUAUCAGAUGAUGAUUAUUCCAGAGUACAAAGUAGUCUUUGUGAUAUGAUGUAUGCUAUCUGUGAUCAUGCACAUGACCGAUGUGUCAAGGUCAUAGUAGCAAGGUCAAAGGAUGGAUUUUUAGAGAGAUUAUCUUCUACUGAAUUUGUUCAGUUAUCCAGAACUGUAGAAAACUUCGUAACUGAUUGUGAAUUUACCUGUGGUAGGAGGAGUACAUCAUUACGGCUUAGUUUACAGUCUCAGGCAACAAAGUUUGUAAACAGAUUCCAUGAAGAAAGAAGACAAAAGUUAAGUUUGAUAUUAGACAAUGAAAGAUGGAAGCAAGCAGAUGUUCCUGCAGAGUUCCAAGAAUUAGUGGACCAUAUUACAAAAUCAGGAACUAUCUGCAUUCCUGAGAGAACACAAGAUAAAGACAAAAAACCUUCUGAAUCACUGAAAGUAGAAGAACAAAACUUUACUGUUGUUGGGACUGUGUUACUGUUGUUAAAGAUGAUGGUAGAAUAUUGUCAGUGUGUAGAUGACAUUCCAUCGGCUGCUCCAGAUUUACUCACAAGACUUGUAGAUUUAUUAAAAAUUUUUAACUCCAGAACUUGUCAGUUAGUAUUAGGUGCUGGUGCAUUGCAGUUGGUAGGACUAAAGACAAUCUCCACUAGAAAUUUAGCCUUGGCUUCAAGAUGUUUGCAGCUCAUAGUAUAUUUUAUGCCCAAAGUCAGACAGCAUUUUGAAGACAGGCUUAUUUCUAAGAAUAAAACCAUGUUAAAACAUUUAGACCAAGCAAAUAAGGAUUAUAAUGACCAUAUCAAUGAGAUUACAAAUAAACUAGUCAGUGUGAUGGAGAGUGUUAUACAAGCCCAGCUAGUCAGGUGGGAGGUGAAAGCACCAAUGCCUUCACAAUGUUUUAGAGCAAUAUGUAAACAGAUUAGUAAAAUGCAUGAAGCUGUGAUAGAUAUAUUACCAUUAAAUCAAAUCCAGGAUUUGUUCUCUAGAAUAAAUUCAUCUUUUAAAGACUUGUUACGUCAACAACUGUUAAAGUUAGAAGUUACCAAUAAUGGAGGUCCACAAUAUGGGUUAGUGACUUCAGAUGUAGCAUUUUAUUCAGGAACUUAUAAAACCUUACGAGGAUUGGAACAUUUAUGUAACAAUAUGUCAGAUUUGUGGAAUGGAUUAUAAUGAAG
Messenger RNA from Mytilus trossulus (common blue mussel), 3028 nucleotides. RefSeq names its product vacuolar protein sorting-associated protein 54-like. The transcript is spliced from 26 exons. Bases 141 to 3023 code for a protein of 960 amino acids. Gene Ontology annotation, molecular function: syntaxin binding. The record is from RefSeq and is a predicted model, not a curated record. Gene Ontology annotation, cellular component: GARP complex. Gene Ontology annotation, biological process: Golgi to vacuole transport; retrograde transport, endosome to Golgi. NCBI's taxonomy places the organism in Eukaryota, Metazoa, Mollusca, Bivalvia, Mytilida, Mytilidae.